AUGGAUAAUUUCUAUGAUGGCCAUAAUUCAGAUAUAGAAAUAGUUUAAUAUGCAUUAAAAUUAAUUCGUUUUUUUGCCCGUAAUCAAUCUCGUGAAAACAACCAAUAAUACCAAGAUAAUAAAUUUUAAAUCCUUUAAUAACUUGUAAACAAGACCAAAAAACUCUAAGACAUGAAAUCUCCACAAAUAAAGAAGUUCUAUAAUGAUGAAGGUUCUAUAAUAAAUGUAAUACGAGUUUUUUUAACCGAACCUCACCCCAUAUUAAGGUCAAACGCAAUAAAAUUUUUUCGUUUAAUCUUAGAAUCUGAGAAAAUAUCAUUAUAAUAUAUUUAAUAUUCAAUUCCAAUAUUCAUAGCACGUUCAUUGGAAAGAGAAACUAAGAAUUCGCAAGAAAAUCGUUAAAAUACGUCAUCUAGUAGUGCAUAUUAGGAGAUAGAUUAGUCUUUAAAAUUCAUAAAAAAAUGGAUCGAAAUUACGCCAAAAACCUUCCCGAAAUUACUCGCAAAUUCCCUUGUGGCCUUUUCCGAAAAUGCUGACGAAUAGAUCAAAUAAGCUGCAAUUGAAAUUAUAAGAAAACUGGCUGUUGGAAACCCUCAAUUAUGUGCCUGGUCUGGAGGUAUUAAAUUACUCAUAGAGUGUGUAAUUGACCAUUCUUUAUAAGAAUUAUCCGAUCCCAUUAUUCAUACUUUACUUUAUUUACUAAAUGAGCCUGAUUAUAGGAAUUUAGUUAAGGUUUAUUUGGAUUUCCCUAAGCUUUUCGGAGUCUUUACAGAUAUAGAUGCACCCUCAAAGAGUGCUCCCAAAACCUAGUCUUAGGAGGACAAUAGAAGGGAGAUGGAGCAGUUCGAAAAAACACUCAACCUGGCGAAAAAAGCACUGAUUACAAUGCUAAAAACAUGGAAAGGGCUCAUUUAUCUCGGAAACUAGAGAAUCGCGAUGAGAUCUUUAGUUUAGACUCUAAGAUAGCCUAUACAUGAUAAAAUAAGGAACGCCAUAUAUGAUAUUAUAGGGGAGUUAUUAGCCUUAGGGGUUAAAGAGAGCAGCCAAUUAAUGCAAUGA
Messenger RNA from Ichthyophthirius multifiliis, 1059 nucleotides. RefSeq lists its product as hypothetical. The transcript has 2 exons. Gene Ontology annotation, biological process: TORC2 signaling. Gene Ontology annotation, cellular component: TORC2 complex. The record is from RefSeq and is a predicted model, not a curated record. NCBI's taxonomy places the organism in Eukaryota, Ciliophora, Oligohymenophorea, Hymenostomatida.